Messenger RNA from Dermacentor albipictus, 2856 nucleotides. It is a transcript of the gene mrj, whose product is annotated as DnaJ heat shock protein family (Hsp40) member B6 mrj. Gene Ontology annotation, molecular function: Hsp70 protein binding. Lineage: Eukaryota; Metazoa; Arthropoda; Arachnida; Ixodida; Ixodidae. The record is from RefSeq and is a predicted model, not a curated record.
CACGCUCACGCGCUCUGCCACCGCCCGCGGGGCUUGACCAGCGUAAAGCGGAACCUGUGGUCGCGCGGCCGGUUCGGAGAGGCACCGAAACGCUCCUUGAAAGCGAGUGCGCGUUGACGAACAGGCGGCGAAUCUGCGGGAGCGACUGUUCGCGCCGGCCGCGCCGUUAUCAGCCAGGGCUUGGUGCUUGCCUCUGAUGACAGCGUCCCGCCUUGAGUGAAAGGUCCCGCGUGAUCUGUGGCGAGCUGCCAUUUCUGACGGAUCCGAGCCGCCGUAUUUUGACCCGGGUAGAGAUCUACGCUACCUGCGUUACCUGCGAGCCUUCGACACGUUGAGGCAGCAGGUGGUGUAGUUCCUCCACUUCUGUUCAACCUCGAAAGUAGACGGUCGAGACAUGGUGGACUACUACGCAGUCCUCCUCGUCUCCAGGAGUGCUACCACUGAUGAUAUCAAGAAGGCGUAUAGAAAAUUGGCCUUGAAGUGGCAUCCUGACAAAAAUCCUGAAAAGAAGGAAGAAGCUGAGCGGCGAUUCAAGGAAAUUUCGGAAGCUUAUGAAGUUCUUUCAGAUGACAAAAAACGCAAAGUGUACGACCGGUAUGGCAAGGAAGGCCUGAACGGCAGUGCUGGCGGUAUGCGGUCAGGUGCCCGCCACAGCCACCAUCACUUCAAUGGAUGCAUGGGUGGUGUUGGCGGAUUCUUCGAUGAUGGGUUUACUGCACCAUUCUUCAGCUUCACGUUCCGGGACCCGGAGGAUGUAUUCCGGGAGUUCUUUGGCACAGACUCAUUCCACAUGUUUUUUGACAACCCAUACACGGCCACCAACACCGGUCGUCCGCAACAGCAUCACCACAACCAAGCCAGGCAUGGACACUCGCCUCUUCUGAGUCGCCACCGGGCAAAUGUUGAGGGUGGAGGUCGCAGGGCUGCGGCCCGUAACCGUUUCUUGCACGGACAUUCAGCUGCAACGGUUAACAGGAGAGACGACUUCUUCCCCCUGUCUGGCUUUCCUAUACCAAACCUUGGCUUUCCAGACAUCUUUGGUGGAUUUGAUGGGUUCACAUCAGUAACAACAUCCACAUUCAGCACAGACAUGGGAGCGGUGCGACCAGGUGUACGCAAGACGACGACGUCUACGCGGUUUGUCAACGGCAAAAAGAUAGAGACCAGGAAGGUCCUGGAGAAUGACGUGGAGACAGUCACUGUGCAUGAGGAUGGUGUCCUAACGAAAAAGACUGUCAAUGGCCAGGUUCAAGCCCUGGGAUAUAAGCACAAGUGAAGAGGAGUUUAGUUUGUCCAAUGCUCUUGCUGUCCCGAUGUGCUGUGCCCGUUUGGCAGAAUCUAUGAGGGGUCCCUGCUGCAGUACUGUGCACUUCCAGUUUCGAAUGACUAGAGAGAGAUCGCUUUGGUCGGAGGCAGCAGCAGCCAGCGGUUGAAGACAACUCGAAGCUUGAAAGAUGUGUGUCGGACUAUGCGUGUUUGUGUGUGUGCAUGCUGUCGGACUUUCUUCCUCCGUCGUUUUCAUUCCCCCCCCCCCUUUUUUUUCAUACAUAUUUGGUUUUUCUUUCUGCAAGUACGGAAGCACUGAAAAUUCUUCAAAAUGAAUAUACACCUCGUGGCUCAUUUCAUGCAGUUGAUUUUGGGGACCAACAUUUGCUUUCUUGUUUUGUGUGGUCUUGGUUAUGCACUUUGGUAGCAAGUGAAAGAGCUGAUGUCAGAAGUUCGUUCAGUGAAGGGAAGAUGCCAGCAAAAAGCACAUCCUGCGCAUUGCAGAAUUAGCAGAAAGAAUGCUCUUAGUAUUGACAAGGUACAUGCUUUCACUGGUGAGGCACGUUUGAGCUCUCGUGCACUGUUUUAAGCAAAUAGGAUUUAGGAUGCUUGCCCCCGUGAAAAUUAAAUAUUGUUGAAUUUAGUACUUCUGCUGCAGUCCUUAUGAGCUUGUAAUGUUAAGGCAGGGCACCUGCAGUGAUCUCAAGGACAUGAUUAUCAUUGCACAAAUGGCUCUUUACAAGAUAGUGAAAAACAGUUAUACUUGCUCCAUUGCAGUUGUGCCUGUUAUGCCUGCAUGCAUAUCUGGUUUCUAGUCCCUAAUAUUCCCCCAAAACUCGCUUGUGGUACUGAAUUUUAUGCAUGUUCUUAACAUUGAAGUGGUCAGCACGUGUUAGUUAAAUAUAUAUAUAUUUUUUGUCCUCCGUUGGCAUGUAACAAUAAAAGUGCAGCGCCUACCACAGCAUGUGCCACUUGGGCCAUUUGUACAUCUGUAAAUCGCUAAACUGUACAUCUGGAACGACUCUGCUGUGUUCUGUAGUUGUAGGAUUGGGGCCACUUAUGCUGAAAUUAAUUCAUUCAUGUGUGAAUAAGUGGUCUCUCUAUUUGUUGCACUGUGGCUACUGAAUGUGUGGGAAGGGCACGUUUAGAUCACUCGCUACUCCUCUUUAAAUCUGUUUUAUCUUACUGCUGUCUUGACUGGUUUGACAUGUAUUGUGUGUGCUGUACAGUCUCCUGGCUUUUUUUUCUGCGAUGCUGUUGUAAGGAUCACCGAUAUGUGUGAAAACAUUCCACACUGCUUUUGUGCAAGUCCUUGUGUGAGCUAAGCCGAGAGCUUUCUCUGCUCUAUGUGUUCCUCAAGUUUGUGAAGCAUUUCUUGUGCACGCCCUGUUUAUUUUGAAACAAAAAAGAGAAGGGGGUUGCAUAAUUGUUCAGGAGUUGAUAUUGUCUGUAAAUACAUGUAACCUGUGUGAAACUAGCUACUUUUAAAUUAAAAUGAAGUUCCAUUGUUGCGCACACCACUGAACGUGUUUAGUCUUUGUCAGGUUGCAGGUGUGGUGAGUCUGUAAAUAAAACUAAUAUGCCAUCCAA